UCAGUUUCUCUCAAACAUUGUUUUUCUUAUAACUCCUUCUACCAUGUUUUGGUUCUGAAAUCUCAUGGCAUGUUUAGAAAUGUACAACUCAGAGCACAAAGGUCAUCAUCAUCAUAAUCAAUAUCAUAAUCACAGCUUAUCAGUGAGUCCAAGAAUCUCAUUCUCAAAUGAUUUUGUAGACACAAAACAAGCUUCAAACCAAGAAAAACCCACUACUAGAUCAGAUGGACCAGUUUCAACUGACUUUGAGUUUUCUGUUUCAAACUACUCAAUGAUGAGUGCUGAUGAACUUUUCUCCAAAGGAAGAUUGUUACCUUUUAAGGACAGUAACAAGAAGAUUACUACUCUGAGGGAGGAACUACUUGUAGAUGAUGAUGAAGUUUGUGAGAGACAAGGUUUAUCUCUUAGGCCUCCAAAAGGGUCUUCUUCUUCUACAACAAGGUGGAAAGGGUUUUUGGGUUUGAGAAAAAGUCACAUUGGUUCUAAGAAAGUUGAAAAGAGUGAAAGUGUUGAAUCGAGAAGAUCUGGUUUGGUCAAUGACAGUGCAAGGCUUAACAUUACAACUUCACAGGAGAUUUUGAUUGAAGAAGGGUCAAAUUGCAGUGACUUUGAGUUUGGAAUAUAGAUCAAGUAAUUGAAUUUGUAGAGGAAGUGUUGUUGGGUUGAUGGUGGAAAUUAGAUUAAGGAUUUUUUUCUUUCUUUUAGUUCCCACAUUUUUGUCCUUCAGCUAUUCGGAUUAAUCAAGGUUGAAUUUAUGUUAUAAUGUUUGUUAUUAAUUGUGAGUUACUAUGGUUCUUCUACUAUCAAGGUUAAAUAUAAUG
Molecule: messenger RNA, 821 nt
Organism: Vicia villosa (hairy vetch)
Lineage: Eukaryota; Viridiplantae; Streptophyta; Magnoliopsida; Fabales; Fabaceae
Exons: 2
Coding region: 65-625 (186 amino acids)
Source: RefSeq, a predicted model, not a curated record